Messenger RNA from Scheffersomyces stipitis CBS 6054, 2010 nucleotides. RefSeq lists its product as uncharacterized. Gene Ontology annotation, biological process: copper ion import; intracellular iron ion homeostasis; iron ion transport. Lineage: Eukaryota; Fungi; Ascomycota; Pichiomycetes; Serinales; Debaryomycetaceae. The record is from RefSeq and is a predicted model, not a curated record. The transcript has 3 exons. Gene Ontology annotation, molecular function: ferric-chelate reductase activity. Gene Ontology annotation, cellular component: plasma membrane. The annotation marks the transcript as partial.
UCCCUACAUGUAUCGCAUCGGAGAGACUCAGGCUAUCAAGCUUGUGCUCAAGUCUUACUUGAGCUGGUUACUUUUCCUCCGGUCAAUUCCAAAAACUACGCAAGUUUUUGCUCUACUGAAGAACAGCCUGCUCUAGGUUCCAUGGCUCAUUGCUUGAUUGAUAGUUUCAAGAAUUCAAACAAGUACGUGGAAGCGUUUGUCCACUCCUGUGGGGGAUCUUUGACGGUAGAUGAUGUUCAUGAAUCCUACAAUAAUGCUACUCAAUUCUUGGUAAAUUUGACUUCCAUAAGUGACAUUGGCGUCAUGGUUUUUAAACCAGUUGCCGUGCCAGUAAAAAAGGUUCAGGAUUUGCUGACAUUAAUUUACAACAGUGGAUUGAAUGACAACUACGACCUUUUCUUCGGUAUCACGAUGGUAAGUUACUGGUUCGUAAUAAUGCUAAUUGCUGCUGUCAAUCACUGGUUUUACUAUUUAUUCCCUAACGUUGUCAAGUCUAUGCAUGGUUCACUAAUAAACGGCAUCCGAAGGUCUUUCAUACUUGCCCCAUCCAUCUCCAAACAUCAUGCACAAGUAAGAAAGUUCAAGUUCUUUCAAUGGUUUGUACCAUUGAGAUUUGAGGCUUUGGUUAUCUUGGGAUGGCUUGUUCUUGCAAUAGUCUUCUGCUCCGUUGGAUACCAAAGACCAACGAUAUAUUUUAUGGCUUUGCCCAUUGGAAGCAGAUCUGGUCUUUUGUUGGUGUAUUCGUUACCGGUUUUGGUUUUGUUCCCUGGAAGGAAUAAUUUUAUGCAGUGGGUCACUGGCUGGUCUCAAGCUAGGUUUCUUUUAUUCCAUCGCUGGAUGGCAAGAAUCAUGUUCUUGUUAACACUAGUGCAUGUAACCUCAAAGACAAUUGGACUCCACCAACUCCAUGGUUAUUCCUACUACAUGCACCAUUCAUUUAUUCGUUGGGGAGUCGUGGGUGCUGUUAGCAUUGGAGUUAUAGUCUUCCAAUCUAUGAAUAUUUUCAGAAGCAUUAACUACGAGUUUUUUGUUUUGACACACAUUAUACUUGCAAUCAUCUUCAUAUUAUCUGGCUGGAAACACGCUAGUGACGAAGAGAUUAAUAGUCCUCAAUCUUUCUAUGCUGCUGCUGCUGUUUGGGGUCUUGAUAGAGUGUUGAGAAUAAUAAGAAUAAUUUCCUUUGGUGUCAAGAAUGCUACUGUCGAAUUACAGACAGAUGAAAUACUAAAGGUCACCGUUAAUCGUCCUAAACACUGGGUACCCCACCCUGGUGCCCAUGCCUUUAUCCAUUUUCUCAGACCAUCGUACUUCUGGCAAUCACACCCUUUCACUAUUGUCGACUGCUCUAGCGAACAGAAUACUAUUAGAUUCUAUAUAAAAGUCAAGGGUGGUGUAACACAUGGACUCUACAAACAUUUGCAAUCUUCGCCUAAUGGUACAGAUAAUUUUAAGGUUCUAAUUGAAGGUCCUUACUCACAAAGGUUACCAAUUCACAAGUUUGACAACUUGGUUUUUUUCUCAAGUCAAACUGGUAUUCCUGGACUUUACAGUGAAGCUAUGUCUAUGGCACAAAACAAAGACACCAGCAACAAGAGAAUUAAAUUUUACUGGGUGAUUCGUGAAUUAAAAUCUUUGGAAUGGUUCUACGAUGAACUUAUGAAGUUUAAAGGAACCAAUGUUGAGCCAGUGAUUUACGUAUCCAAGCCAGAGUCUGAUGUUGAAUAUUUGAAGGACUCUGAGAUGGGAAAAAAGAGGUCCGGCUCAAACCUGGAUCACAGUUCAAGAAACUCAAUCUUACAAAGAAGUCUCAGCUUUGUUGAAUUCAGAACUGGAAGACCAAACAUUUCUGAUAUCGUCAAGAGUGAAAUCGAGUGCUCAGAAAAGUCUGUUGCUCUUGUUGCCUGUGCUGCUCCAUGCAUAGUGGAUGAUAUAAGAGAUGUAAUAAGAGAAGUGUUGGGUAAAGAUACUUCGAAGAGAAUUGAAUUCUUUGACGAGAUGCAAGAAUGGUGA